UCAGCUGGAAGUCUUUUGUUAUCCCGUUCAUCACGGCCACCCGGCAGGAAUAAUGGUCAACAUGGAGCCCGUCACAUAACCGCGAGCUUUCGGGGGUUUUCAGGUGUUUUCGGGGGGUGUUAGGUUACCACAGCUGCUGAAAAGGCCUAGUAGGGGGACGCUGCCCCAUCACCUGAACCACAAAAGAGGGGGACACACUGAACAAGAUGAGCGAGGAGGGUCCGAGGAAGCGGAACAGCAGCAGCAGCAGCGCCAGCGGCGGGGGGAGUCAGUCGGAGCCUCCAAACUCUCAGUCGGGUGUGGGGAAAGAUGCAGGAGGAAGCUCCGGGGUAGCGCUGAAAAAACAAAUUGGCCUAGGCAGCGCCUGUGGCAUCAUAGUGGGCAACAUCAUUGGAUCAGGGAUUUUUGUGAGUCCUAAGGGGGUCCUGGAGAAUGCCAGCUCGGUGGGUGUGGCGAUCAUUGUGUGGGUCACCACUGGAAUUAUCACAGCUAUUGGUGCACUCUGCUAUGCAGAAUUAGGCGUGACCAUCCCCAAGUCAGGGGGAGACUACUCCUACGUGAAAGACAUCUUCGGAGGACUGGCUGGGUUUCUGCGUCUGUGGAUUGCAGUGUUGGUUAUCUACCCCACUAACCAGGCUGUGAUUGCUCUCACCUUCUCUAACUACGUCCUGCAGCCUCUCUUCCCCUCUUGCCUUCCCCCAGAGAGUGGGCUUCGUCUACUGGCUGCUGUCUGCCUGUUGUUGUUGACAUGGGUCAACUGCUACAGUGUGCGCUGGGCCACAUGUGUGCAAGAUGUCUUCACCACUGGCAAGCUUUUGGCCCUGGGCCUCAUCAUAAUCAUGGGUGUUGUCCAAAUUUGUAAAGGUCACUAUUACUGGCUUGAGCCAGCACACGCCUUUGAGACCUUCCGUGACUAUGAUGUUGGUCUGAUAGCUCUGUCCUUCCUGCAAGGCUCUUUUGCCUAUGGAGGCUGGAACUUCCUCAACUAUGUCACAGAAGAGUUGGUAGACCCGUACAGGAAUCUACCACGUGCCAUCUUCAUCUCUAUCCCUGUGGUCACCUUUGUUUAUGUGUUUGCCAACGUGGCCUAUGUCACCGCCAUGAGCCCCCAGGAACUGCUGGCGUCUAAUGCUGUAGCAGUGACAUUUGGAGAGAAAUUGCUAGGGGUAAUGUCAUGGAUCAUGCCCAUCUCUGUGGCGCUCUCCACCUUCGGGGGAGUCAAUGGCUCCCUCUUCACGUCGUCGCGACUGUUUUUUGCCGGAGCGAGAGAAGGCCAUCUCCCACGUCUGCUGGCCAUGAUUCAUGUCACACGCUGCACUCCUAUCCCCGCCUUACUGUUCACUUUGAUCUCCACUCUGCUGAUGUUGUGCACCAGUGACAUUUACACCCUCAUAAACUAUGUGGGUUUCAUCAACUACCUCUUCUAUGGCGUCACUGUUGCCGGACAGAUUGUGCUGCGCAUCAAACAACCUGACAUGUAUCGGCCUAUCAAGGUGAGCCUGGUAUGGCCAGUGAUCUACCUGCUGUUCUGGGCCUUCCUGCUGAUCUUUUCCCUCUACUCUGAGCCUGUGGUCUGUGGUAUUGGACUGGCCAUCAUGAUGACUGGUGUCCCUGUAUAUUUCCUGGGAGUCUACUGGGAAAACAAGCCACAGUGUUUUGAUAUUACUAUUGGUAAAAUGACUCAUUUGUGCCAAAUGCUUUGUUCGGUGGUUUACCCAGACAUGGGGGAGAACCUGGAGUCCCAUGGUCCAGAAAGGAAAAAUGGAGGCAGAGAGGAUCAAAGACAAAACCCUCAAAUGGCUAAUUGAACAUGUGAACAACUAAGUCCUCACACUUGGAUGUGGUUUGAGGGUGAAAAAAAAAAAAAAAAAAAAAGAAUCCCAGAAAGAGGAGUAUACUUACUCAAAAUGUUAACAUGCUGUCUACAGCACUGGACUCUCUUGCUCUGUUUUUGACUGGCCUUAAUUCUGAACACAGUUGUUUCAGCGUCUGGGAGUGGCUGUUUGAAAUGAAAUAUCACUUACACUGAACAGAAAUUAUGAAUCACUGUCACUUUUUUGUUGUUGCUGUUUUCACCUUAGUAUUUAAACUAUCGCCCUUUUGUUUGUCUUAGACAAUGUAUUGUUUGUGAUGUGAGUCCGGGAGGCUGUGGAAAAAAUAUUUUAAUGUGAUUAUGAUGGGAUAAUGAAGAAAAAGUGUGUAUAUAA
Molecule: messenger RNA, 2207 nt
Organism: Lates calcarifer (barramundi perch)
Lineage: Eukaryota; Metazoa; Chordata; Actinopteri; Centropomidae
Gene: slc7a8b
Product: solute carrier family 7 member 8b
Exons: 12
Coding region: 207-1808 (533 amino acids)
Biological process (GO): neutral amino acid transport; amino acid transmembrane transport
Cellular component (GO): membrane
Molecular function (GO): neutral L-amino acid transmembrane transporter activity; L-amino acid transmembrane transporter activity
Source: RefSeq, a predicted model, not a curated record